Messenger RNA from Acanthosepion pharaonis, 888 nucleotides. The record is from the annotation of a GenBank genome assembly. Lineage: Eukaryota; Metazoa; Mollusca; Cephalopoda; Sepiida; Sepiidae.
AUGUUCUCUGCAAUGGCAAUCGACCAAGCCCAUGAACAAAACAAUGCUGUCAUCAAAGGGGAUGGGGGAGCUGUUGGUCUGACAGAGGAUCCAUCAGCUCUUUGGAGGUGGAUGGUGGCUGGUUCAGAAAUUAGCAAAUUCGUUGCUGACUAUGAAGCCAUAUCAGGAAGCAAAGAGGCGAAGAAAGGAAGUCAUCACCAUGAGCAGUCGCCAACUGCUCAGAAGGCAUUCUUUGAAAAGGUUCAGUGGCUUACAAGUGUCAUAGAAGAAAUGGGCAAUCCAUUUUCAGAGGAGUCCACUGAUCUACUGUCGCUUGACACUAAGGACAUUGCUGAUCCUACAGCAGCACUGCUGGUUGCAUCUCAUCUGGAGAAAGGGAAAGAGCAAUUCCAAACAUUCAUGGAUAAACUCAAGACCGACAGUCAGCAUUUCUAUCAGCCAAUCAAAUGGAAUAAUAAAGACUUCUUCAAAACAAGCACAGAUCCAACAGAGAAAUCAGAAACACAGCUACUAAAGGAAGAUUGUCAACUGUUCUCCCGCCUUUUUAUCUCCUGCCAAAGCAGAGGAUGUGAUUUAUCACAGUUUUUCAAACAUGAGAACCAAUCUUUCCCUCCGUCACUCAACAAGCGAGGCAAACUACAUGUCGCUACCAAGUUUGAUCUCGUGGACGUCCUGCAAACCAAGGUGGAGCUUCCAAACACGAAGCCAGAAACUGACGUACUCAUAGUAGAUGGUGCAUUUCUAGUCAAUACAGUAACGCCGAAGACGUUUGAAGAAUAUGCCAGACAGGAUAUUCUUCCUAAGGUGCAAUACUACAGUAACAAUUACAAGAGGACAGAUAUCAAUUUUGAUGUCUAUCACGAGUCUAGUCUGAAGUCUGAAGCAUGA